AUGGUCAGCAAUGACUCGCUGGAUUACCCUUUUCUGGUUGCUAACGAUACUUACACCUUCACAGCUAAGCACUGUGUAAUGUGCAAAUGUGAUGCUGCAAACAACUGGGCAUUACAAUGUGAGUCAUCCCAGAUCAACUCAUCCAAGUCAUCGUGCCCUUCUAUGCAAUGUCAAGGUGCAGAUAAUCUAUACCUUGGGAAUACCACGUCUUCCACUUGUAAUCGCACGUUGUGUGCCUAUGCUGGUUACAAGGACCAAAUCAUUCUCACAAGUCUUGCUGUGGAUUCCACUUCCACUUGUCCAGCUCCUCAUAAUAAUUCUCCCAAGGCCAGCUUGCAAGGCUGGAGAUGGAACAUCGUUCUGAUUGCGACCCACUUGGUUGUGCUUGGCAUUCAUCUAUUCCACUAA
Ilex paraguariensis (yerba mate) is the source of this 408-nucleotide messenger RNA. The record is from the annotation of a GenBank genome assembly. Lineage: Eukaryota; Viridiplantae; Streptophyta; Magnoliopsida; Aquifoliales; Aquifoliaceae.